This is a messenger RNA of Magallana angulata, 936 nucleotides long. RefSeq names its product THAP domain-containing protein 10-like. The transcript has 4 exons. NCBI's taxonomy places the organism in Eukaryota, Metazoa, Mollusca, Bivalvia, Ostreida, Ostreidae. The coding region runs from base 52 to 936 and encodes 294 amino acids. The record is from RefSeq and is a predicted model, not a curated record.
ACGUAGCUUUAGAUUAUUAGUUUAGACAGUGUUUAUGAACAUUUUGCCAUCAUGGAUGGAGUAAAUUCUGGCGGCAAAGGACGAAGGAUGUGUGUUGCUGGAGGCUGUAGCAGAAGAAAAUCCGAUGGUGUGAGCUUACAUCAGUUUCCAUUCGAUCGUCCUGCUAUUCUUCGACAGUGGACGGCCUUUGUGCACAACUCCCGGAAAAAUUGGAACGGUCCUACGAAAGCAUCUGUGCUUUGUUCUGCGCAUUUCACGGAGGAUUCUUACCCAGCCAAGUAUCGCUUAAUGGAGUCGGUGGGAGCUCCCGUCCAGCGGAAAGAGUUGAAAAUAGAGGCUGUUCCAACUAUACAGACUAAACGUCCACAUGGAGAUGAAACACCUGUAUUGGGAAAACGUAGGGCUGAAGACGACAUAUCCCCUGCAAUCCUGACCAGCACACCCAAGAAGCCAAGGAGAGCUUUUCUCAAGAGGGAAUCUCAGCGGAUUUUGCUGGACUUCGAGAUGCAGACGGAGAGUGCUUUUGCAGAGUCUUAUGAGGAUCCUUUGCAGACUGAUGGAAGUGCAGAAAACCUUUUGUCUCAGAUUAUAGACCAGGUUGCAGAUACCCCAACUCCCCCAAAGAAGGAGACCAGAUCUGUCGGGUCUCACCUUUCUAUGCCAAAACCCCAGAAAAGAUCACUUUUCACUCAGACAAAGUGGAAGACUUGUGAUAAAGGGGUACAAGCUGUUGAAAAAGUGACAACGAGAGUAAUAGGAAUAAGUUGUAAUCUACUACCAGCCCCUCCUUUAGGAGCACAACCCAUAAAUAUUCCAACACUCGACGAGUCGUUUGCCACUGAGGAAACUGACAGCAUCCAGGAUGAGGUAGAAGAUCCUGAUGAAUCUUUCCAGUCCAUCGAGUCUGAUGACACUGACGGAAGUGAUCUAGGGUAA